AUGAAGUUUUCACACAGCAUUCAGUUCAAUGCUGUUCCGGAGUGGAGUUCUUAUUACAUCGCAUAUAGCAAUCUCAAGAAAGUGAUAUAUUCUCUGGAGCAACAGGCACAUCAGGCCACUGGAACGACCCAUCCCGACGUUGAAUCCGCACCCUUGCUAGACAGUACUCCCAAUCCCGAUGCGAUCUUUCGGCGAGCUUUGGAUCUGGAACUCGAGAAGAUCUGUAGCUUCUACGCAGACAAAGAGGUAGAAAUACUCAAUGAAGUGGAAGGAGUCGCCCGGGAUGCCGAAGAGUACGUCUCGGAGACCGAUGGUGUGAGCUUGGACCCGAUGAGCGAGAAUAUGACCAAGACGCGGACCAUGAGCUCGGGUUCCAGACCGCGCGGGGAGAGCACGUUCCGGGAUUAUUCGUUGAGCAAUGGACGACGACGCAGUGUGAUUAGUGAGUCGAUGGUCGAAGAAGAAGACGACGACGAUGAUGCAGAUAGCGACGACGACCGUCCGCUGUCGCAUCGUGAAAGACCAGUAUCGCACGGCGCCACCUCAACUAACCUCGGCGAUAGCCGUGCCGACAUGAGGCAUUCAUCCUUUUUGCGAGACGCGAGGGAUCUAGAAUAUGAUGGUCACCCCAACACCCGCCCAGGUGCACAGGUCGAGAACUUCAGAGAUCCCAAGGUUCUUGACCUCUACAACUCAGGACUCUCUUUGAAGAAGCGGAUUGUCGACGCUUAUGUGUCACUCUGCGGGCUCAAAUCAUACAUUCAGCUGAAUAAAACCGGUUUUUCCAAAGCCUUGAAAAAGUACGACAAGAUCCUCGAUCGCAACCUCCGACGAGAGUACAUGAACUCCACGGUCUCCCUGCAAUACCCCUUUACGGAAUCGACCAUGAAGAAGGUGGAGGAUUAUAUUCUCAAAAUUGAAAGUGUCUAUGCGGACGUGGUUACAGCCAAGAAUCUAUCACUCGCCAAACGUGAGCUUCGAUUGCACUUGAGGGAGCAUGUGGUUUGGGAGAGGAAUACGGUGUGGAGGGAAAUGAUCGGCAUUGAAAGAAAGGCCCAGGCGGCGAAUGUCGGUAUUCGCAGGACUCUUCUGGGCGGCGCCGAGGAUCCUGCAGCAGCACGACGACAAGGUGAUGAAUCGGAAUCUCCAGCCAAGGAAAUCAGAACCCCUCUAGGCGUGUUCCGUCCUCCGGAAUGGCUGUUUAGCUUGAGCUUCGGUACCCUCGUUUUCAACCUCUUGGUCUUCGGGGUGCUGCUUCUUGUGCCGAUCAUGGAAAAACCAGAGCAGCAAAACUGCUUGGCCAUGCUUGUUUUUGUCAGUUUGUUGUGGGCUACAGAAGUCAUUCCUCUUUUCGUUACUUCGCUUCUUGUCCCGUUCCUUGUCGUUUUGCUGGGCAUCAUGAAAUCGGAGAAAAAGCCAUACGAGCGAUUAGGACCGAAGGAAGCUACAGGGGUUGUUUUUAGUUCGAUGUGGACGCCGGUCAUCAUGCUCUUGCUCGGUGGCUUCACCAUCGCCGCAGCCUUGUCUAAACAUGACAUCGCUCGGCGCAUGGCGAUGUUUGUCUUGAGUAAAGCUGGUUCCAAUCCCAAGGUUGUACUACUCACAAACAUGUUUGUGAGCAUGUUUCUGAGUAUGUGGAUCAGCAAUGUGGCAUCUCCAGUCUUGUGCUACUCGAUCAUACAGCCCCUGCUCCGCACCCUUCCACCCGACUCGAACUUUGCUAAAGCCCUAAUUUUGGGUAUUGCUCUCGCCGCCAAUGUCGGUGGUGCUGCGUCACCAAUUGCAUCACCUCAGAACAUCAUUGCGCUCCAGAACAUGUAUCCCAGCAUCAGCUGGGGCACCUGGUUCUUUGUGUCACUUCCCGUCUGCAUCAUAUCCAUCCUGCUGAUCUGGCUCCUCCUGCUGGCCACCUUCCAUCCCGGCCGUGACACCACCCUUGUCCCCAUCCGGCCCGUGAAGGACAAAUUCUCCGGAGUUCAAUGGUUCAUCAGCAUUGUCACGCUGUCCACCAUCGCUCUCUGGUGUGGCAGCCAUCAGUUGGAGCAUGUCUUCGGCGACAUGGGUGUCAUCGCGAUUAUCCCCAUGGUACUUUUUUUCGGAACCGGUAUCCUCAACAAAGAAGAUUUUAAUAACUUCCUGUGGACCAUCAUCAUCUUGGCCGCCGGAGGGCUUUGCCUCGGCAAAGCCGUGACCUCCUCCGGCCUCCUGCAUACCUUGGCCAAUGGCAUCCGCGAACGAGUCGAGCACCUGAGUCUAUACAGUGUCCUGAUCGUAUUUUCCAGCUUGAUCCUGGUCGUGGCCACGUUCAUCUCCCACACCGUCGCCGCCCUCAUCAUGCUCCCUCUUGUCCGACAAAUCGGCGUCAGCAUGGAUGACCCGCAUCCCAACCUGCUGGUCAUGGCUAGCGCCCUGAUGUGUUCUGUGGCCAUGGGCUUGCCAACCAGUGGAUUCCCCAACAUGACGGCUAUCAUGACCGAGGUUCCCCAAACGGGCCAGCGAUACCUCCAGGUCCGCCACUUCUUGACCAGAGGCAUCCCUGCCAGUUUGAUGUCGUUCGCUGUCGUCGUGACCGUCGGUUACGGGUUGAUGUACAUCGCCGGUCUAUAA
Messenger RNA from Aspergillus melleus, 2607 nucleotides. RefSeq names its product putative plasma membrane phosphate transporter Pho87 (gene PHO91). The transcript has 5 exons. Gene Ontology annotation, biological process: polyphosphate metabolic process; monoatomic anion transmembrane transport; phosphate ion transport. The record is from RefSeq and is a predicted model, not a curated record. Gene Ontology annotation, molecular function: phosphate transmembrane transporter activity. Lineage: Eukaryota; Fungi; Ascomycota; Eurotiomycetes; Eurotiales; Aspergillaceae. The coding region runs from base 1 to 2607 and encodes 868 amino acids. Gene Ontology annotation, cellular component: membrane.